GCGGUGCAAUGUCGAGGCAGAGAGUUUGGUGUGGGAGAGGGACAUGGACCGAGGGCGCUCUUCCGACUAACAGAGGCCGAGAGCGACUCGCAUAGCCACAACUCUUGAAAUAAUAGAUGAGAUCGGGUCUUCGAUAUCCUAAAACAAAAACCCGUAUAAGCAGCCCAUCUUUCACAUCUACUUCACGCACACACUAACACGGCAUUGAUGGUAAUGUAUACAAGGAAACAACCGAGACUCGGCGAUGGGUGCAACGACCGAAGGGACUCUCAGCCCUACCAGACUUUUAAAUACUCCUCCAAGAGUCACCCAGGUGGUGAUCACCGGCAUGAGAAGAUGCGAGAGAGCAGUGAUGGCACUCCGCCGUGUAAGAUGCUGCGCAGAUCAGACAGUCCUGACAACAAGCACACUGACAACAGUGCACACGGCAGAGCUAAAUCCACACAUCUCCACCGAGCCAGAGACAGGGACGGAGGCACCAGUAUUUCCCCUCAAGAGAAUUCUCACAACCACAGUUCCCUGCACAGCUCCAACUCUCACUCGAACCCCAACAAAUCCGACACAGCAUACGACCCUGCAGAUGAUUGGUCGGAGCACAUCAGCUCAUCAGGGAAGAAGUACUACUACAAUUGCAGAACAGAAGUGUCACAGUGGGAGAAGCCCAAAGAGUGGCUGGAGAGAGAACAGAGACAAAAGGAGGCGACCAAGAUGGCAACAGCAACAGCGGUGGUCAAUAGCUUCCCUAAAGACAGAGACUACAGACGUGAAGCGAUGCAGGCUGCUCCCACCAGCUUCACCCCUACCAAGUCUGUAGUUGCCACAGAAAAGCCUUCCUCUCUCACCCCGUCCUCUUCCUCUGCUGCUGUGUCUGGGCUAAGUGCCACCAACCCCACUAGCUCCGCGUCAAGUUCUACAGUUUCCCCAGUGAUGCAGUCCCCUGCUACACCUACUAUCCUACAAGACCCCUCCCUCUUACGCCAGCUUCUCCCAGCGCUACAGACGGCACUGCAGCUGAACAAUGCCAGUGUGGAUAUGGCCAAGAUCAAUGAAGUUCUCACAGCUGCAGUAACACAGGCUUCACUGCAGUCAAUGCUUCACAAGAUCCUGACUGCCGGUCCGUCUGCCUUCAACAUCACAACACUUCUCUCCCAGGCUGCUCAGCUCUCUAGUCAAGCCCAGCAGUCCAGUCAGUCUCCGAUGUCCCUGACGUCAGAUGCUUCGUCUCCCCGGUCAUAUGUUUCCCCCAGGAUCAGUACGCCCCAAACUAACACCGCGCCCCUGAAACCCCCCAUGAGCACCACACCUGUCUCGUCUCAGACCAAGGUGAAUGCUCUGGGGAUUAAGACCAGUUCUCUUCCCCCACCCUCAUCUCAGCAGCCCCUCCCUUCAGAUAAACACCAUGACAACAGCAACUCCCCACGGACACUGCAGCGGCAGAGUAGUCAGAGAAGCCCCUCUCCUGCUCCCAACCAUGUGGGAAACAGUAACAGCAGCAGUAAUAAUGGCAGUGGUGGUGGUCAGAGUACUGGCGUGGGAACCGGAGCAGGGCCUGCAGCUACAGUACCAGCUGGAACAGGCACGGCCAGACAAGCCUGCUCCUUCACGCCCUCGUUGGCGGCACACUUUAACGAGAACCUCAUCAAACAUGUGCAAGGCUGGCCUGCAGAACAUGUUGAGAAACAGGCGUCAAGGUUACGUGAAGAGGCUCACACCAUGGGCAGCAUUUACAUGUCUGAGAACUGUACAGAGCUGAAGAACCUACGCUCACUAGUGCGUGUGUGUGAAAUCCAGGCCACACUGCGUGAACAGAGGAUACUCUUUUUGAGACAACAAAUUAAAGAACUUGAAAAGUUGAAGAAUCAGAAUUCCUUCAUGGUUUGAGAACUCCGGGUUGGUUUGGUGUGGGUUUUGAAUAGAAGGACAGCAGAGGUGUGAGGAUGAGUAGGAGUCCGUUUUGCGUGCACAGAACCCUGGAGAACCAACGUUCUGCUCAUGGUCCAGUCUUACACAAACGGAGCUGCUGUGGACUGAAGGGCGAGGGAGGGGGAUAUGGUGGGUGGAGGCUUUGGGCCAGAUGUGGAGAUGUUUUGGGACCUGCUCUUGCCAGGGGCCGUGUAUAUGUAGAUUUCUUGUAGAUGUUAUUUCCAUGUUGUAAAUAUGUUUUGUAGAUGAAGCCAUGGGAAGCCAUGCCUAUCAGAAAAGCUUUUGUCAGCCAAAUGUUAAAGAAAUUUGAAACCUAAUCAGCACCAACUCCAAUUGAGGGCAUUCAUUGUCUUCAAUGUCCUUAUGUUUAAAAAAAAAAAUCUGACUGCAGAUUUUUAAACCUGCCUUUGAGAAAAAAAAAUCUGAAAUCUGCUUGUCAGAAAAACGUUUGGUGAGCCAUUGCCUUGAGCAUGUACUAAACGUGCAUGGGGGGGAGAGGCGGUGGACGAUCCAGUGGGGGCAACUAGUGACAAUGACCACAACACACACACACACACACACACAUGCACAUUCAUGUCUUCUGACUGCACACACCUCCACCUUUUAAACCCUGUCUGGUUUGUUUCUGUUUUUCUGCACAUGAAUAAGUGUAAUGUUGCUAAAUGGUAAAUGGACCCCCCCCUCCCCAUUUGUUGCUUUCUCUGGUUGCACUGUAAAGGUUUCACUCCCCCAGCCCAUGCCUUUUGAAGGGAUUAGAUCAUGUCUGUCCACAAUGGUUCAGUGGUCUCUGCCCCAAUGGCCCUAUUGAGCCCUCUGUCAACAUCAGUGCCUGCUUGUAUUGGAGGAGUGAAUCAGAAAAAAGAAAGAUCCUUUUCCUCAUUGAGUGAUGAGGAGAAAGCACCAUUCCUGCAGCUCGAUCUAAAAUGCCCGUCUGCCUGCCUCCCAAACUGGCUGCCUCUGAACCUGGUGAAGUCUGAUUGACACCAAGAACAACCCCCUCCUCUUUUUUUUUUUUUUCCUCUUUUUUUUUUCCCCUUGGUUUCUAGACUUUCUGGCAAGUUUUUCCCCCUUUUUUUAUGUUUCUUUUUUUUUUAAGCAAGUUUAUUGCAGCUUGCAUUAAACCAAGAGUUCAUUCCUUUGUACAGUCGUUAAUUAAUAAUGGAGUUUAAAAAGAGUUUUAUUAAAAGUUGCAGUGAUUACUAGUAUAUCAUAUGUUGUAUUCAUAAAUUAUUGUCACACAUUUUCCUUUGGACCCUGAUUGGACAGAGAGGAGCUAGUGCUACCGGAUAGUAGGAAAUUGAAGUGGUGUUAAAGGUCAAGGCUGAGGACUGGACAUUACCAACUCCUCCACAUCAGAAUCAGGGCAGGGUCACCUGGGGUCAGAAGGUCAAAUGUGAAAUGUAUGUAUUGUAAUAAACAUGCUAAAAAGUA
Hemibagrus wyckioides is the source of this 3354-nucleotide messenger RNA. RefSeq names its product WW domain containing adaptor with coiled-coil a (gene waca). Lineage: Eukaryota; Metazoa; Chordata; Actinopteri; Siluriformes; Bagridae. The transcript has 13 exons. The coding region runs from base 208 to 1881 and encodes 557 amino acids. Gene Ontology annotation, cellular component: nucleus. Gene Ontology annotation, biological process: positive regulation of TORC1 signaling; regulation of autophagy. Gene Ontology annotation, molecular function: RNA polymerase II complex binding; chromatin binding. The record is from RefSeq and is a predicted model, not a curated record.